AUGAAUCUCCGUCCACUCGUUUCCAGUCUUCUCGCGCUGGUCGCCAUUCAAACUUGCGAAGUCGAGUCUCUUGCGGUGCCCAGGCCAUCGACAUUAGAGGGCCGUUCACUCAAUCCGCCUUAUUCUCUGCCGAAGACUGGUCUUCUCACGUCCCUGACAAGAGGUCUAGAUAUCACCGCCAAGCAGGUUGGCUAUUUGUAUGGCCCUCCAGUUGCAGGGGGUCCUUUUUUCCCAACCGGCGCGUUAGGCCUGGUCAAGGUCGCCGCGGACCAGGCUUUGAUCCAGCUCGACGAGGUGCCUAUCCUUGCCGCCAUGACGCUCGAUAGAACCGACAGCACACUGUCGGCUCCACAGUAUAAUGGCUUACAGACGCUGGACGACUAUACCCUGUUAUACGAUGGCCACUGGAAGAACACUCUCCCUAAUGGACCCGUCCCGGGCAUCUUGACCAAUUACACCCAAGACCUGCUGUUCUCAAUGGAGCGCCUUUCGAUCAGCCCAUACCAAGUGAGAAGGCUCAAACCUUCCAAUGGGCUCAAUCCUUCGACAGAUACAUUACAGUUCAACGUCGACGAUGAUGUUGCAAGGAAUGUCACAGGCAUGACGCUCCAGCAGCUCUUUCAGAGUGGUCGCCUUUUCUAUGCGGAUUAUCGAAACCAGAAGAAUCUCACGCCUACCAAACGAUUUUCCGCUGCCUGCGACGCCUACUUCUACAUUGAUCAGACGUCCGGGGACUUCUUGCCGCUCGCCAUUCGCACAAACGUGGGAUCUAGCUUGGUCUAUACACCCAUGGAUGAGCCGGACGAUUGGCUGCUCGCAAAGAUCAUGUACAAUGUCAACGAUUUCUGGUUUGCGCAGUGGAACCACCUUGCGAGCACCCAUGAGGUUGUCCAAAUCGCGUACCUGGCUGCCAUCCGCACCUUGAGCGACGAACACCCUGUUCUUGCCUUGCUGAACCGAAUCAUGUAUGAGGUUUACGCAAUCCAACCACUGGCCGAGCUUCUUCUGUUUGCUCCUGGCGCCGCCGUUGACCAGGUCUUCGCGUACACAGGCAGCUCGGCGAGGGACUACACCACAGGCUUGUACAACAGUGGCAGCGGCCGGUUCCAAGCCAAUUAUUUCACCACCGACCUUGAGUCUCGGGGAUUGAUCAACUCCAAAUUCGGCCCAUCCUUGAAACACUUUCCUUUCUACGAAGACGCCUCGACGAUUUACACCGCCAUUCAUGCUUUCAUGACAUCUUUCGUCAACUCGUAUUACUUCAAAGACUCGGAUGUUACAGCCGACAAGGAAAUGCAAGCAUGGGUGAAAGACGCGCAAGGACCUGCGAAAGCGAUCAACUUCCCGUCGAUCACAACUAGAAGCGCCCUGAUUGAUGCCUUGUCGCACAUGGCUCACCUUGUCUCCACGUCGCACCACACUGUCAAUACCAAUGAGCUAUUGUCUGUCAGCUCUACACUGCCUUUCCAUACCCCGGCGCUCUAUCAGCCACCUCCAUCAUCCAAAGGUGUCACAAACGUGGUCGACUUUCUUCCACCACUUGACCAGGUUGAACAGCAACUCGGCACGGCAGCAAUCUUCGUGCGCCCUUUCUUCGUCGGUUCGGACCGCACGCUGAUGCACAUGUUUGACGAUUCUGCGAUGUUAAACCGCAUGAAUGCCGCCACUCGGACGGCGGCUGCAACUUUCUACAGCAGCAUGCAGGCAUUCAGCCAACAGGUUGCGGCGCGAAAGUUUGAUCAGGAUGGGCUGUCCCAAGGCAUGCCGUUUGUGUGGCAGGCGUUGGAUCCCAAUGUGGCACCAUAUUCAAUCACGUCCUGA
This is a messenger RNA of Cladophialophora yegresii CBS 114405, 1821 nucleotides long. RefSeq lists its product as uncharacterized. The record is from RefSeq and is a predicted model, not a curated record. Gene Ontology annotation, molecular function: metal ion binding; oxidoreductase activity, acting on single donors with incorporation of molecular oxygen, incorporation of two atoms of oxygen. The transcript has 2 exons. Lineage: Eukaryota; Fungi; Ascomycota; Eurotiomycetes; Chaetothyriales; Herpotrichiellaceae. The coding region runs from base 1 to 1821 and encodes 606 amino acids. Gene Ontology annotation, biological process: lipid oxidation.